AUGGCUUCAAACCUGCCUGGUCCCUGCUGCUUCUCCGGCUUUAAGCACGAGGGGACGCCAACCGGAACUCUUCAAGUCAUCAAUGGUGUCAAAACUUAUAUCGCGAAGCCCUCAGGCAACCAGGAGCCUCAAAAUGCGGUGCUACUGCUCAGCGACGUCUUCGGAGUCGUCCAGAACAGCAUGCUUCUAGCAGACGAUUUUGCGUCGAACGGCUAUCUUUGCGUUCUCCCGGACUUGUUUGAAGAGGAACACCUUCCUCUCGACGUCUUUGAGAAGGGUACUUUUGACAUUCCUGCAUGGGCGGCUAGGCAUGGUCCAGAACAGGUCGAUCCUAUCCUUGAAAGAACCAUCUCUUUCUUGAGGGAUAUCGUCGGAGUAGAAAAGAUAGCCGGCGCGGGAUACUGCUUUGGCGGAAAGUACGUUGCUCGAUUCCUUAAAGAGGGCAAGUUGGAUAUCGGGUACACUGCGCAUCCGUCGUACAUCACCUUCGAAGAACUCCAGGGCAUCGAGAGACCUUUGUCAAUCACUGCUGCAGAAUUGGACCAUAUUUUCACUCGCGAACUAAGACACAAAUCCGAAGACACUCUCACGACUACACGCCAGCCUUACCAGAUAUGCCUGUACAGUGGUGUUGAGCACGGGUUCGCAGUACGUGGUGAUCUGACUGUGCCUCACAAUAAGUUUUGCAAGGAGCAAGCAUUUAUUCAAGCACUGGCUUGGUUUGACUACUAUACGAAGGGUUAG
Molecule: messenger RNA, 744 nt
Organism: Clonostachys byssicola
Lineage: Eukaryota; Fungi; Ascomycota; Sordariomycetes; Hypocreales; Bionectriaceae
Source: the annotation of a GenBank genome assembly